Molecule: messenger RNA, 4753 nt
Organism: Anoplopoma fimbria (sablefish)
Lineage: Eukaryota; Metazoa; Chordata; Actinopteri; Perciformes; Anoplopomatidae
Gene: stk11ip
Product: serine/threonine kinase 11 interacting protein
Exons: 26
Coding region: 147-3740 (1197 amino acids)
Biological process (GO): intracellular protein localization
Cellular component (GO): cytoplasm
Molecular function (GO): protein binding
Source: RefSeq, a predicted model, not a curated record
AUCGCAGUGCACUGUGCUACGAAACAGACAAAUGACCACUUUAGAGGUUGUUUUUCUCCACUUACAACAAUGAACACGUUUUAAGACUGCCUUGUAGAAGUAACACUGUAUGUGUACACUUUGUUUUCUGGCUGUCACUGCACAGGAUGGCUGUACCUCACAGUGGCCAGUCCUCUCUGGUGCACAGCUUGGCAAAACUCCUGAGAAAUGAUGGCGACUUGGUGCUGGACGGCACCAGCACUCUGACCUUGCCGGCGGUCAGCCUGCAGCACCUCACCAGGCUGUUUGAACAGUACUUGCUGUCCAGGAGCCAGCAGCAUGGGUUCCUCGCCCUGCCCUCCCACCCUGCCGACACUGACUCCCUGCUACAGCUGCAGUUCCUGUUUGACGUCCUGCAGAAGACCAUCUCCCUCAAGCUCAUCAACCCGGCAGGGAUGAGACUUCAGUCAGUGGUGAAAAUCUUUCCAUUCAAGUCUUUAAGAUAUUUGGAGCUGAAGCGAGUCCCUCCACAUUGUCUAGAAGGACUCAGAGGAGUUUACUCCCAGUUGGAGGUCUUUACGUGUUCAAAGAGCCUCAGCUCCCUGGAGGAGCUACUUUCCCUGUGUGGAGGUGACCUGAGCUCUGCACUGCCUUGGCUGGAGCUGCACACGCUCAACUUUAGCUACAACUCCAUUGUUUGCCUCGACCAGUCAAUAAGUUUACUGAACGUCCUGAAGUCCUUAGAUUUAAGCCAUAACAAGAUUCAGGAGUGUGCUGAAUUUCUAAAGCCCUUGAGUGAACUGGAACACUUGAACCUGGGCUACAACUGCCUGCAGAGGGCGCCAACGCUGGGCCUGAGUGCCAGGGCCAAACUCUUCUCACUCAUCCUCAGGAACAAUGAGCUGGAGACUAUUAACGGUGUGGAGCAGUUGUCUUCACUCCAGCACUUAGACCUGGCCUACAACCUGCUGUUGGAGCACUCCCAGCUGGCUCCUCUCUCCCUGCUGCACUGCCUCCACACACUCAACCUGGAGGGCAACCCGCUGUUCUUCCAGAAGACCCACCGUACCUGCACCGUCCGACAUCUCUCCCCAAAGGCUGCAAAACUCAGACUCAAACUUAACGGCUCCUCGCUGUCUUCGUCUGAGUUAUCAGUUCUGCCAAAAUCAGGCCAGCUGAUCGUCCAUAUACAGCCUGCUCCUCCAGUUGCCAUGCCAGCAGAGCGGAGUAACCAGGAAGUGUCCAGCGGUGCUGGGGAGCUGAGUGACAGCAUGUCAGUCGGAGAAGUGGGAAUCUCACACAUGAGGAAGAAGAAAUCCAAGAGUAAGGUGAGAGUUCGGAGGGCCAGCAUAUCAGAGCCCAGUGACACAGACUACGAGCCCCUGCUGCGUUCCUCCUCACAGAGAAUUGUCCUCCCCCACCAGCAGGAGAUUGAGCGCAUGUCUAGCUUCAGAGACCAGCUGGGUGAGGAUUGGCUGAGGUACCAACAUCAUCUAGAUGAAUCUUCCGCCUCCACCAUCAACACAUACCAGCCACCUCCUCACGGUCAACCCCUCCACAACGGCUUCAACGCCACCACACAUCUGUCCUCCAGCCCCGGGCAUCAGCCGUCUCCACCGUCCCUGGAAGUCCCGGAGGUCCUCCCUCCACCGCUGCUCUCAUCUGAGCCCAGAUUGGAGACAUCCGCAGAUGCAGACCUGGAAACAGAGUCCACCCUACAGUGGCCCGGUCAGAGCUCACGGUCCACCUUGGAGGACAGCACGGUGGACGGCCUGGCGGUGAGUCAGGGAGGGGUGAGCUCGCCUGGGCCCAGUCCAGAGUCCCAAAGGUCAGCUGGAGGGCAGAGCGGAGACACCAAGGAGGAAGAAGAAGAAGAGGAGGAUCUGGGAGUGGACCUGUGUCACCCCCUACUUGUGGGUGUCCUAUCUGACAAAGAGGAAGAAGAUGGAGAGGGCCUGGGGGAGAGCAGGAAUAGGAGGAGGGAGGUGUUCCUGCGCAUCAAACAGGGCCUGCUGCUGGAGGUGGACAUGCAGCGCGGUCGAGAGAGAUGCCGUCUGGAGCUCAGCAGCCUGGCUCGGGUGGAGAGCACAGAGGCUGCCUGGACCCGAGGGGAGACAGAAGAGAUGCUUCCGGCUGUGGAGCUUCAGUUCGACUACAUCAGCAGGGAGAAAAGGAGGAGACUCUAUGUCCUGCUUGAUGACGACCCACAACAGUCACUGCAGGCUCUGACUGACGUGCUGACUCAUGUGGCGGAGGAAAACCAGCGGCGUGCCUCCGAGCUCCGUCCCAGCUGUGUGCGCCUGCAGUGCCUUCGCUGCAGGUCAGAGUUCGAGCUCAAGGGAGACGGCAGUGAGGGGGAGGCGGGGGGGAGAGGGAGGAGGAGAGGGGCUGCCCUGCUACCAGAAGGUUUGGAGGAACAGGAUGAGGGGGAACUGUCAGAGUUCAAUGAAGAAACCAAAGGAGACAGUCAUAUUUGUCCAGAAUGUGGUAGCGAUCAUGUGGUCCAGCUGGCUGGCCAAUCAGCUCCCUACUGCAGCACGCCCAUCAAGUGCUCAUCAAUGGUGGAGAGUGAGGACGACCAUCUCGAUCAGGAUGACUACACAGACGCCGGUAUUGGCAGUAGUCCCGUCCUCGAUGCGGCCACAGCGACAGAAGACCAAACCUUCAUGACUGCUCAGGGAAGCUCCUUCAUCAUUGGGGAUGAUCAGGGCGAUACCUCCAGUCUCUCCUACAACACAGAUUACCAAAGUAAAGAGGAUCUGGCUGGGAGCUACCGCUACACCACUACUGGUACACCACCAGCGGUCCAAGCCCCACCUGCAGGAAGAUCCACCCCGAAUGAUGAUUUGGACCUGCUGUCGGAGGACUACGAGGCGGUGGACCAUCGGCUGCAGCUCUUCCUGGACGUGGAGGUCUUUGAGGAGGAAGAGGAGCUGCACUCUUUCCUCAAGAUGUCAGCUGUCAAAUUUGGGGAGCCAGGGCAGGUCCCCUCUCUGCUGGUGGUGUCAAACCAGCGGAUCUAUUUCUUGGAGAUGACGUCAGAAACCCACAGAGGCCAGCUCUCUGAUUGGCUGCAGAAGCGGGACAGCCACCCAAUCAUGGAGCUCAGCUACCUGGAGGUGGGACUGGGCUCUCAGAGCAUCCACAUGGAGUUUGGGGGAGUGGCCUACACCCUCCUUGUGAGGGACAGUUUACGCUGCAAACGCUUCUUUGGCCUCUUGACAGGAAUUGUGCGUGAGAUGGCUCACAAAUCCGACAGCAAGCUGGAGUCGAUCUCCACCACAAGACUCAACCCUCAGCACCAUCUCUGGCCUCUAGUGUGUGAUGACAUCCAGGCAGAUGUGGAGGAUGGCCAGCUGCAGUUUUUCUACAUCCUGGCUUUUGUUCUGCAAGAGGAGAUCUGGAUGCCGCUGACGGUCCUGGCAACCCGGGAAACCCUGUACCUGCUCAGAGAGGACCACCAGUGGAGGAAGAGCUCAAACAGCCUGACAGUGAAUGAAAACCAAGAGCCCAGCAGCGGAGGCGUUACCAUUUUAGAAACGCUACCAAUCAGCUGCGUCAGCUCGGUCAACCUGUGGCCUUCAGACCAGUGCAGGAUGGACUUUAAGCUUUACGAUGAGACGGUGAAACAGGAGAAGACGUGGUGUGUGCGCUCGGAGAGCUCUGAGCUCCUCCAGGGUCUGCUGGCCUGGGUCAGAGCACAGUGGGAAGCCAUGUUCGGAGUAAAACUGCACACAAGCCUGCAACACAAAGCAGCAUAAAGGAGGGAGGGCAUGAAAACCAACUCCUGUGAGUUUUUAUGAGCAUGAAUCUGCGUGUUGGUACUGGGAAGGAGUUUGUCUUUAUUUUCUCUCUACACAGUCUGCACUCAGUCUGGUCCCAUUACGCUCGUAGCUUUCAUCGUCUUUUAGGCCAACAACUUGGAAAUGAUUGCACUCAUUCAUGUGGUACACAAGCCUGUAAAAGCACUGGUUGCAUAAUUCUUUAUCCUCCAGAUACCAUCCUUCUUUUCUCCAGCUGAAGUGGAGUGAGCCUUGAUUCUUAUACAGCUGUUGAAAUGCACCUUAAAGUACUGUUCCUUAAAUCACCGUAACAUCAACUGAUGCGGGUCAGAUUUGGGUUUAGGGAACUAAGAGGGCUUUAAGUUUGGAUUUUUGGAGGAGUAAUGCAAAGAUCUGAGCCUAAAAUAUGCCCCCCCCCCCAUUAAGCUGGACAGAGCCUUUCCUCCUUUCCUCGCCGUCUUGGGGGUGCAACGUGUUGUGACAUCACGCGCUUGAACACGAGGCUGGAAGCCAAGGCUCAAGACGGUGUCAUCGAGGGUCACCUCACUCCCCAAUUAGAGUCUUAUGAUGUGACCUGAAAAGGAAACCAGAAGUGCAAAUGUGCAGAAACUCUGUGAACUUGUCGAAGAUGCAGUUGCAGUUAUUUCUUUACAAAUUGGGGGAAAAAAACGUUUGUGUUUAUUUCCUGAUCGACUGAUUGUUAAAAUGUUUAAGCACUGACAUUAUUCAAAAGUGGAUUUACAUUACUGAGUAUCAACUAAAUGCUUAUGUUCAUAUAAAUGUAAUACAGAAACUCUGCUUCAGUGUGCAUUAUGUAUGUUACCACUGUGAUGUGUCUGUACACAUUAUCAUCAUGCACGGAUGCUGGAAAGAUCAAAAUUAAUUAAUUAAACCAGUUUAACUUCAUUUAUUUCUUUGUUAGCAUUUUUUUCACAUGUGUUAAUGCAAAAAAAAGUAUUUAAAUUUUAUAUACAUACUGGUAAAAAAGUGAA